Messenger RNA from Nanorana parkeri, 1820 nucleotides. RefSeq names its product DDB1 and CUL4 associated factor 10 (gene DCAF10). The transcript is spliced from 7 exons. The record is from RefSeq and is a predicted model, not a curated record. The coding region runs from base 233 to 1723 and encodes 496 amino acids. Gene Ontology annotation, cellular component: Cul4-RING E3 ubiquitin ligase complex. Gene Ontology annotation, molecular function: protein binding. Lineage: Eukaryota; Metazoa; Chordata; Amphibia; Anura; Dicroglossidae.
CGCAGCGUAAGAUGUGUGCACGGUGACGUGCUUGUGUCUGCUAGCUCAUCACCCGGCGCACGUCGUUACCCAUUCAGCGGCGAUCGUACCAUCAGCGGUGACGAGCACCCGGGGCUGCGGUGUCAUGUUCCAGUGUUCUGCUCCUCCGCCUAGGCCUCGGAUGAGAACGUUUAAAGGCUGCCUGUAGCGGCGCCCUCUAUCUCCCUCACCACACCUGUCUCCGGUGAGCGGAAUGAGCGCUACAUCAGAGAAGAGUCCGGAGGAUCGCCAGGAGGGAGGCGCUGGAGAUGACUCUGCGGAGGAGGAGCCCCCUGCACAAGUCAGCCAGCCUUAUUCUGUCCCCGCCCCUGAAGAGCCGCCCGCGGAGCUCCCUGAGUCGGGGGGCUCGGCAGUGGGGGCUGGGAACCUCUUCUACUGGCUAAAGGACAGGUGCUUGGGCCGGGGGCUAUGUGUGGAUCCGGCACGGGACAAUUACAGGACAAUGACCAGCUUGUAUAGCUCCAUCCAGCCAACUGACUCCAUGAAUCUCAGCACAAGGACACAUGGGGCUGUAUUUAAUCUGGAGUACUCGCCUGAUGGGUCUGUACUGACAGUGGCUUGUGAACAAACGGAAGUCCUGCUCUUUGACCCCGUGUCUUCAAAGCACAUAAAAACCCUUUCAGAGGCACAUGAAGACUGUGUAAAUAAUAUCAGAUUUCUUGACAACCGGUUGUUUGCAACCUGCUCUGAUGAUACAACAAUAGCAUUGUGGGACCUGAGAAAACUAAACACUAAGGUGUGCACACUACAUGGUCAUACCAGCUGGGUGAAGAACAUCGAAUAUGACACACAUACAAGGCUUUUGGUGACUUCUGGAUUUGAUGGCAAUGUCAUCAUUUGGGACACAAAUAGGUGUACAGAAGAUGGCUGUCCACACAAGAAAUUCUUUCACACUCGGUUUUUAAUGCGAAUGAGAUUAACUCCUGAUUGUUCAAAAAUGUUAAUUUCGACUUCCUCUGGAUAUCUGUUAAUUUUACAUGAUUUAGACCUGACAAAAUCCUUAGAGGUUGGAAGUUAUCCCAUUUUAAGAGCCAGGAGAACAGCUUCCACUUCGGAUGUGACCACUUCACCCACAUCUUCUGAAACAAGGUCAUCUAGUUCUCCAAGUCAUCACAGUGAAUUGGGCUGCCUGUUUGACAAACCUAAUUUGCGUGCAACACAGAGAGAAGGUGCUUCCCCUCGUAACAGCCUUGAGGUUCUAACCCCAGAGGUUCCCGGAGAGAGAGACCGUGGCAACUGCAUUACAUCUCUGCAACUUCACCCCAAAGGAUGGGCUACACUUCUUCGUUGUUCUAGUAAUACUGAUGACCAAGAGUGGACAUGUGUCUACGAAUUUCAAGAAGGAGCCCCUGUACGUCCAAUCUCGCCACGCUGCUCUUUGCGUCUGACCCACUACAUUGAAGAGGCCAAUGUGGGGCGUGGUUACAUUAAAGAACUAUGUUUCAGCCCAGACGGACGAAUGAUCGCCUCUCCUCAUGGUUAUGGGAUCCGAUUGCUGGGUUUUGAUACCCAGUGCAGUGAGCUUGUAGACUGUUUACCUAAGGAAGCCGGGACUCUACAAGAAAUCCGCUCCCUAUAUUCUCAUAGGGAUGUUGUCCUGACAACGAAGUUCUCUCCUACCCACUGUCAGAUAGCAUCAGGGUGCCUUAGUGGACGGGUUUCCCUGUACCAACCAAAAUUUUAACUUCUGCAAUGGUCAAUUUUUUUCCAAAGCCAGACUGGGAAUCCACUUGUUCCGAUUUCUUUAAACAUCAGCAUUUUGACUUUUUCCAGAAAUGAAA